Molecule: messenger RNA, 1621 nt
Organism: Hydractinia symbiolongicarpus
Lineage: Eukaryota; Metazoa; Cnidaria; Hydrozoa; Anthoathecata; Hydractiniidae
Product: aspartate dehydrogenase domain-containing protein-like
Exons: 9
Coding region: 148-987 (279 amino acids)
Biological process (GO): NAD+ biosynthetic process
Molecular function (GO): NADP binding; L-aspartate dehydrogenase [NAD(P)+] activity
Source: RefSeq, a predicted model, not a curated record
UGCCCGAGAAAUCUUUUUUAGCUGCCAAGAUAUAUAUUUUUGCCUGGUGGUUCCAUAGCAAUACUAUCUGGCUUUUUAUAAGCCAACUCUGGAAAUAUUGGUUGAAGUAGUUCUGUAUCACUAAAAGAGCAGUAUAUAAAUAACUGCAUGGUGGGAAUGGAUAACUGUAAAAAAAGACGGAUCGGUUUGGUUGGUUUUGGACUAAUAGGUAGCUUCCUCUACGAUGCAAUCAAAAAGUCGGAUAAUAUGGAAAUUGCGUUUGUUUGGAAUAGAAGUGUGGACAAGUUGCAAAGUAUACCAAAAAAUGAAAUCCUGGAAAAUUUGAAAGAGUUUCAUCAAAGGAAUGCUGAUUUAAUAGUUGAAAUCGCUCACAUAUCUAUCACACAAAAAUUUGGAGAAAUGUUUUUAAAAUAUGCUGAUUAUAUGAUUGGUUCGCCUACAGCUCUUGCAGAUAUCGAGUUAGAGGAGAAAUUAAAAAAAGCCGCAUUGCACCAUGGGUUGUAUGUACCUGUAGGUGCAUUCUGGGGCGCAGAAGACAUAACAAAGAUGGCAGAUCAAGGUUCGUUAAAGGCUUUGAAGAUAACAAUGAAGAAACAUCCUUCGUGUUUCAAAGUGCUUGGUGAAUUAGCUGAGAAGAAUAAACACGUGGGAGAGAAACCAACUAUUCUUUACGACGGUCCUGUUCGUGAGCUAUGUCCUUUAGCGCCCGCUAAUGUCAAUACGAUGGCAUGUGCCUCCAUCGCAGCGCAUAAUCUUGGUUUUGAUCGUGUGCAGGGUUGUUUGGUUGCUGACAAAAGUUUAAACUGCCAUAUAGUUGAGAUUGAAGUGACAGGACCGUCCUAUAGUGAUGGAGAGUUUUUCACUGUGAAGACGGUCAGAACGAAUCCAAGUCAGACGGGCGCAGUAACAGGGAAUGCGACGAACCCGUCUUUUGCGCAGAGUUUAAAAAGAGCACAUGGUAAAGGGCCAGGAGUCCACUUGUGUUAGCGGCUACUGAUUGCCCGCAUAUCAUUGAAACCACAGACGUGCCUGCAUAUCAUUGAAACCACGGACGUGCCCGUAUGUCAUCGAAACCAACUACGUGCCCGUAUAUCAUUGAAACCACUGACCUGCCUGGGAAUAAUCGUGUCCGUCUAUUAUUAAUUCCAGUUGUGAUGUCAAUGUUAUGAUGUAACAGAGUUUUUGUAAAAUAUUUUAAACAAAUAUAUUUUUUAUUAAAGAACUUGUUUUUCAUUUUGCACCAGAAAAAAUAGUCGUCUGUGUGUUUUUAUUGCACAGUCUCGUUUGUUUUUGAAGUGUAGUGUGUGUCGUGCCUUAUUAAAGGAAGGAAGUGUUGCUUUUGUGGUUUUUGCACAAAGUUAUUCUUGCAGACCGUAACACAAAAUUUAUUAAAACUAGUUGUAACCUCGUUCCCAGGGCAUUUGGCCUUGUUGAUGAAGUUCACUCCGUAGUAACGGCUCAGUGGCCACAAGACCUUGGGGACGAGGUUAAGUUAUAACUAGAGGAAAGAUUUAGUAGAAGCACAAAAACAUCUUAUUUUAUACAACUGCGAGAAGCUUUUUCCGUAAACUCUUUCCUUAAAGUAAUUUUUAACGACGAAUAAAUACAUGAUAUUUCUUCC